AUGCCGGGCUAUAGUGUUGACCGGUUUCCCGACCUGUCGGCUGAAGAUCGGGAAGAAUAUACGUGUAGUAUAUGUCAGGAGAUAUUCAACACUCCGGUCACUACAAGUUGUUGUUUACAAACCUUUUGCGAUGAAUGUAUCACUGAAUGGCUUAAGACAAACACUACCUGUCCUUAUGAUAGGAAACCAAUGACAUCUAGUCAAUUGUCACGGGCAUCAAGAGUGUUGGUGAACACGAUGGGUCGGUUUAAAAUACGUUGCGACUAUUGGGAUAAAGGGUGUCGACAAGUGACUAAAUUUGCCGAACUGCCACAACAUACAGUAAACUGCAGUUACAGUAUCGUGAUGUGUGCCAAAUGUCAAAACGUGAUGACAUUGGAACACGAUUGUAUCGAGUUGUUACGGGCCGAGAUUGAGGCGUUAAAACUCGCUAUUAAUGACCGUGAUCAUACUCGUAAUAAUCAGCCCGUAGCCAUACCAUUAUCGUCAAACGUAUCAGAACAAACGCCAAUAUCAACCAUGUCUGAUUACGAAGUACUGAAUAAAUGCAGAGAUAAACUGCACAAUAUUGAAAUAUUGGAUAACCAAAUGGAUGCCAAUAUGAGUAAAAAAGCGAUGGUCAUAAUCAAGAAAGAGUUGGCCCAACAAAACAGUAUAUUCGUUGUGUGUAAACACGUGACCCAACAGAUGGAACUCGAGUACGGCUGCAAUUGGAGCUGUAGUGCCAAUUGGGACACCGGAUAUAAGAGUUACUUUACGGUAGUGGGUGGAAGAUAUUUGCGGGUGAAAAUUGCCAUGAUCACAAUAAAAUUGUAUCAAAGCCCAAGGCUGAAUUGGAAUACGUUCAAAGAGCGAGUUAAAAGUAAUAAAAUAAGCCGCAAACUAGAUAUUGUCAAAACUGAUAUGAAUCAGACUAUGGUAUUGAAUGUGACGGGCAUUAUAUUCGACGCCAUUGAACGUAAAGGCAAUAUCAAUGAUACGGCUGAAGACAUUCACGAUAACAUGCGGAAACGAUAUCCCACCAAAAAAUAG
This is a messenger RNA of Medioppia subpectinata, 1032 nucleotides long. The record is from the annotation of a GenBank genome assembly. Lineage: Eukaryota; Metazoa; Arthropoda; Arachnida; Sarcoptiformes; Oppiidae.